Babesia bovis T2Bo is the source of this 824-nucleotide messenger RNA. RefSeq names its product PITH domain family protein. Bases 229 to 822 code for a protein of 197 amino acids. The record is from RefSeq and is a predicted model, not a curated record. Lineage: Eukaryota; Apicomplexa; Aconoidasida; Piroplasmida; Babesiidae. The transcript has a single exon.
AGAUUAUGUUAAAUCUAUGUUUGUAGUAACAUUGUAGAGAACAUCGUCAAAAUAAUUCAUUGUGUUUUAAUAGUUAUAGCUUAGUGUCUUGUGUGUUACUGUUGAUGUUGUUAUCCAGUGUACAUCUAUUCAUGAUAUGCAGUAUUUUCUGUUACGUAAAACUGCAAUAUGCUUUGAGCGGGGUUCUACGUGUUACAAACUACUGAUGUGAAGCUAUAGACCGCCAAGAUGCAUUCCGCCGGCUGCGGUUGCAAGGCGGAACAUGAACUUGGCACAUCGUCGAUUUGUUUACGUGGUCAGAUAAACUUGGAAGCUGUACGUGUUCUCAAUAGUGACUCACGUCCAGAGGAAGGUCGUUUGGUUUUUAAGCCAUACGAUAACCGGUUAUCUGAGGUUGUUCUUCGUAGUGAUUCAUUAUCAGACAACGAGCUUUUAUUUAUUGUACCUUUUAGUAAUCCUUGUGACAUUGCGCAUUUCUUGAUAGUCAACGAGGGUGAUGAGGUGAUAUCUGUUAAAUUGUUUGCUAAUCGUCCUCAAUUUGACUUUAGUGACAUUGAGGUUGUUACUCCAUCUCAGGAGUUGCAAGUCGCUCCUGAUUAUCACGGUUCAUUUUUACACAAGCUUUCUUUAUUAAAGUUUAAGGACGUAUUGAGCUUGGCUAUAUACAUAUCUGGUAAUUCUAGGGUAGCUAUUCGUUACAUAGGUCUUCGUGGAAGGUUUCACAAGCUCCAGUCGAAUGUAGUUGAUGCAAAAUACGAGGUUAUUCCUACUUCAUCAUUUCAAGAGUCGAUAUCUGAGGUGAAGCAUUUGAAAUUUGUUUAAGG